Molecule: messenger RNA, 2050 nt
Organism: Pseudogymnoascus destructans
Lineage: Eukaryota; Fungi; Ascomycota; Leotiomycetes; Thelebolales; Thelebolaceae
Gene: MET17
Product: Homocysteine synthase
Exons: 4
Coding region: 139-1518 (459 amino acids)
Biological process (GO): transsulfuration
Molecular function (GO): transferase activity, transferring alkyl or aryl (other than methyl) groups; pyridoxal phosphate binding
Source: RefSeq, a predicted model, not a curated record
UUUCAUCUUCAAUCAUAAACCUCCUUCCCUGCCCCAGCCCUACAAAAAGCUUCCCAGACCUUGCAAGACUACUCUAAUACCUCGAGUAUAUUACAUACCUUUUAUAUAGCUUUUUACGACAAGUUAUAGACAGCAAUCAUGGCAGAGGGACUCAGCAAGAACUUUGAGACGUUACAGUUACAUGCGGGCCAGGAGCCAGACCCAACGACGAAUGCGCGCGCGGUGCCAAUUUAUGCGACUACGAGCUUUACCUUCAAUGACUCGGCCCACGGCGCGAGGCUGUUCGCCCUGAAAGAGUCCGGGAACAUCUACAGCCGUAUCGGUAACCCAACCGUCGAUGUCUUCGAGAAGCGCAUCGCCGCCCUCGAAGGCGGCGUCGCAGCCGUCGCCUCCUCCUCCGGCGCCGCCGCACAAUUCAUGGCCUUCGCCGCCCUCGCCAAGUCCGGCGACAACAUCGUGUCCACCUCCGCCCUCUACGGCGGUACCUACAACCAGCUCAAGGUCCUCCUCCCGCGCCUAGGCAUAACCACUAAAUUCGUGGCCGGCAACGACCCCGCCAACUUCGCCGCCGCCAUUGAUGAGAAGACGAAGGCUGUCUUCAUCGAGAGCAUCGGUAACCCAAAGUACAGCGUCCCUGACUUCGAGGCCCUGGCUAAGGUCGCGCACGAUGCGGGGAUCCCGUUGGUGGUUGAUAACACCUUUGGCGCUGGGGGUUACUUCUGCCGCCCCAUCGACCACGGUGCCGAUAUCGUGGUCCACAGCGCUACGAAAUGGAUUGGCGGCCACGGCACCACCAUCGGUGGCGUGAUCGUUGACAGUGGAAAAUUCGACUGGGGCAAGGCCGCGGCCAAGUUCCCCGAGAUGGUGGAGCCGGCCCCCGGCUUCCACGGCCUCAAGUUCUGGGAGACGUUUGGCCCGAUCACCUUCGCGAUCCGCACGCGCGUCGAUGUCCUCCGCGAUGUUGGAGCUUGCCUAAGCCCCUUCGCGGCAUUCCAGCUCAUCCAGGGCGUUGAGACGCUCUCCCUGCGCGCCGAGCGCCACGGCCAGAACGCGCUGGCGCUCGCGCGCUGGUUGGAGAAGAACGCGCAUGUGUCCUGGGUCUCGUACCCCGGGCUGGAGAGCCACCCCACCCACGAGAACGCGAAGAAGUACCUCGCGCGCGGCUUCGGCGGCAUGCUGAGCUUCGGUGUUAAGGGCGGCGGCGCGGCGGGGAGCCAGGUGGUGGAUGGGUUUAAGUUGAUUUCCAACUUGGCGAAUGUGGGGGACUCGAAGACGUUGGCGAUUCAUCCGUGGUCGACGACGCAUGAGCAGUUGAGCGAUGAGGAGAAGAUUGCGUCGGGGGCGACGGAGGAUUUGAUUAGGAUCUCGGUGGGGACGGAGCAUAUUGAUGAUAUUAUUGGGGAUUUUGAGCAGUCGUUUGCUGCUGCGGCGGCGGCGAGGACCGAGGGGGGGAAAGAGGGGAAUAAAGAUGUUGCUGCCGAGGGGGUGAAGGAGGCGGAGGUUGUGGUUGCUGUUUGAGCGGGUUGGGGGGUUAUCUGAUGAGAUGGAUGUAAGUCGUCGCGAUAGCGAAUGAAUGAAAGAUUUUAUGGGUGUAUGUGUACACGGCGCCCCUCACCCAUCCAUCCUAUUCGCCACCAACACGUACAUCUGUAUUCCCAGCUGAAGAACCAUUUCACCACCGGAGCGCAUCACACAUCCCAUCCCAUACGGAGAUAUACUCGGUAGGUACAGACAAUUUCUUACAGUACAGUCUUCUUUAGGAUACAACCAACCUGCCUACUGGAAUUUGUUACCCCACACCAAAAAUCCCCAACCCUCGCUUUCACAUGAAUGCCACGAGCUAACACUCUCCACACUCUGCACAAUUCGUGAGUGGUGACGUUCAUUAUUGGGUGGAGAACAAACUUCUAGUCCAAUUAGCGCUCCAUAAAUCCUCAGCAAAUCGGCCGAGCCUCGGUCCCUGCGAUAAGUUCGAAAUGGUCGGAGGUCCGGCCGCACACCCCCAAAAAGCAAAGCGUGCGGACGACGAGAGUUUCAUACUACUCUUCAU